Molecule: messenger RNA, 4392 nt
Organism: Gracilinanus agilis (Agile Gracile Mouse Opossum)
Lineage: Eukaryota; Metazoa; Chordata; Mammalia; Didelphimorphia; Didelphidae
Gene: ATP2A3
Product: ATPase sarcoplasmic/endoplasmic reticulum Ca2+ transporting 3
Exons: 19
Coding region: 40-2886 (948 amino acids)
Biological process (GO): calcium ion transmembrane transport; intracellular calcium ion homeostasis
Cellular component (GO): membrane
Molecular function (GO): ATP hydrolysis activity; P-type calcium transporter activity; ATP binding
Source: RefSeq, a predicted model, not a curated record
GAGGAGGGCGAGGAGACCGUGACGGCCUUCGUGGAGCCCAUGGUGAUCAUCCUCAUCCUCGCCGCCAAUGCCGUGGUGGGAGUGUGGCAGGAGAGGAACGCUGAGAGCGCUAUCGAGGCCUUGAAGGAAUACGAGCCCGAGAUGGGCAAAGUGAUCCGGAUGGACCGCAAAGGCGUGCAGAGGGUCCGGGCGCGGGACAUCGUCCCCGGAGACAUCGUCGAAGUGGCAGUUGGUGACAAGGUGCCGGCCGACAUCCGCCUCGUCGAGAUCAAGUCCACCACCCUGAGAGUCGACCAGUCCAUCCUGACGGGUGAAUCGAUGUCUGUGCUCAAACACACCGACCCCAUCCCCGACCCGCGGGCCGUGAACCAGGACAAGAAGAACAUGCUCUUCUCGGGCACCAACAUCGCUUCGGGCAAGGCCGUGGGGGUGGUCGUCGCCACGGGGGUCUACACCGAGAUCGGGAAGAUCCGCAACCAGAUGGUGGCCACGGAGCCGGAGAAGACGCCGCUGCAGCAGAAGCUGGACGAGUUCAGCCAGCAGCUGUCCAAGGUCAUCUCCAUGAUCUGCGUGGCCGUGUGGGCCAUUAACAUCGGCCACUUCAGCGACCCGGUCCACGGCGGCUCCUGGCUCCGGGGCGCCAUCUACUACUUCAAAAUCGCCGUCGCCUUGGCCGUGGCAGCCAUCCCCGAAGGGCUCCCCGCCGUCAUCACCACCUGCCUGGCGCUGGGCACCCGGAGGAUGGCCAAGAAAAACGCCAUCGUCCGCAGCUUGCCCUCCGUGGAGACCCUGGGCUGCACCUCCGUCAUCUGCUCCGACAAGACCGGGACCCUGACCACCAACCAGAUGUCCGUCUGCCGGAUGUUUAUCAUCGGCCAGCUGGACGGAGGGGACUGCAGCCUCCAUGAGUUCAGCAUCACGGGCUCCACCUAUGAACCUGAAGGCCAAGUGCUGAAGGACGGGGAGCCUGUUCACAGCAGCCAGUACGACGGGCUGGUCGAGCUGGCCACCAUCUGUGCCUUCUGCAACGACUCGUCGCUGGACUACAGUGAGUCCAAGAAGGUCUACGAGAAGGUCGGAGAGGCCACAGAGACGGCUCUCACGUGCCUGGUGGAAAAGAUGAACGUCUUCGACACGGAUGUGAGCCGCCUGUCCAGGGUGGAGAGAGCCGGAGCUUGCAAUGGGGUCAUCAGGCAGCUGAUGAAGAAGGAGUGCACCCUGGAGUUCUCCCGGGACCGCAAGUCCAUGUCCGUGUACUGCACGCCCGUCGGCCUGAGCCAGCCCACCACGGGCAGCAAGUUGUUUGUGAAGGGAGCCCCGGAAAGCGUGAUCGAGCGUUGCAGCUACAUGCGGAUUGGCAGCCGCACGGCGCCCCUCACCCCUGCUGCCAGGGAGAAGAUCCUGGCCCGGAUCCGGGACUGGGGGACGGGCAUCGACACCCUGCGCUGUCUGGCCCUGGCCACCCGCGACUCCCCCCGCAAGAUGGAGGACAUGCAGCUGGACGAUGCCUCCAAGUUCAUCAACUAUGAGGUGGACCUGACCUUCGUGGGCUGCGUGGGGAUGCUGGACCCUCCCCGGAAGGAGGUCGCUUCGUCCAUCGAGAUGUGCCGCAGGGCCGGCAUCCGAGUGAUCAUGAUCACGGGGGACAACAAGGGCACGGCCGUGGCCAUCUGCCGGCGCAUCGGCAUCUUCUCCGAGACCGAGGACGUGUCCAGCAAAGCCUACACGGGCCGCGAGUUCGACGACAUGGCUCCCGAGCAGCAGCGCGACGCCUGCCGGACGGCCCGCUGCUUCGCUCGCGUGGAGCCCUCCCACAAGUCCAAGAUCGUGGAGUACCUGCAGUCCUUCCAUGAGAUCACAGCCAUGACUGGAGAUGGCGUGAAUGAUGCCCCUGCCCUCAAGAAGGCCGAGAUCGGCAUCGCCAUGGGCUCGGGGACGGCCGUGGCCAAGUCGGCAGCGGAGAUGGUGCUGUCCGACGACAACUUCUCCACCAUCGUGGCGGCCGUGGAGGAGGGCCGGGCCAUUUACAACAACAUGAAGCAAUUCAUCCGCUAUCUCAUCUCCUCCAACGUCGGAGAGGUCGUGUGCAUCUUCCUGACAGCCAUCCUGGGCCUUCCGGAGGCACUCAUUCCUGUCCAGCUGCUCUGGGUGAACUUGGUGACCGACGGGCUGCCGGCCACGGCACUUGGCUUCAACCCCCCUGACCUGGAUAUCAUGGAGAAGCUACCCCGGAACCCCCAGGAGCCCCUCAUCAGUGGCUGGCUCUUCUUCCGCUAUCUGGCCAUCGGAGUGUACGUGGGCCUGGCCACUGUGGGCGCAGCCACGUGGUGGUUUCUCUAUGAUGCUGGAGGACCUCAACUCACCUUCCACCAACUGAGGAACUUCAUGAGGUGCACGGAGGGCAACCCCAUCUUCGAAGGGGUCGACUGCGGGGUCUUUGAGUCUCGUUACCCCACCACGAUGGCCCUGUCGGUGCUGGUGACCAUUGAGAUGUGCAACGCGCUCAACAGCGUCUCAGAAAACCAGUCUCUGCUGCGGAUGCCCCCCUGGCUGAACCUCUGGCUCCUGGGCGCCAUCCUCAUGUCCAUGGCCCUCCACUUCCUGGUCCUUUACGUAAAGCCCAUGCCCCUCAUCUUUCAAGUGACCCCGCUGAGCGCGCAGCAGUGGGCCGUCGUGCUCAAGAUCUCCCUACCUGUCAUCCUGCUGGACGAAGGCCUUAAGUACCUCUCCCGGAACCACCUGGAUGGAAUCCUCAGGACAGCCUCCCAGGCAUGGAGUGCUCAGCCUCCCCGGGACCUUCCCCGGACUCCCCAGCAGACCAGAAGAAAAGGACAAGAAGUGACGGACGGCCCGGCCCCUCCCGCUCCCCGUCGCCUCUCUGACUGAAGCCUCCGGGCCUGGCUUGCUGCUCCAGUGGGCCAGUGAAUGUCCGAAGGCAAACUGGACUCUUUGGAUGCCGCCCCCCCCCAUUUUGUUUGGGGCUUCGAUCAGAUUCUUCCCCAGCCCCCACCCCCUCAGGACUCUGCCCGUCCCGUGCUCCUGGCUCUCUCGUCGUCUCCCGUCUCUGGCUCUCUCGUCCUCUCUUGGUCUGCGGCGGCGGCUCGAAGCUCCCUGACUGUGCCUGGAGUGGGUGUGCCCACUGGGCAUUGGGCUUAGGCCCGGGAGCCGCCCCCCCAGGGCUUUGGGGCCGCCUCUAUUUAUUCCUCCCCCUCCCCAGGGAAUUCCCUCCUCCCUCUCCAGGAAGGUCCCUUUCAGAAUUUUCCCUUCAUAUCCUCACUCGCCCUCUUUUUACAAAGGAGGAAACUGAGGCUGAGGGAGGCGCGUGGCCUGGGGCUCCUGCCCUCCUCAGCCCUCCACCCGAGGCUCUCGCUGGAGCAGGAACGUCAGGCUCCCACAGCUAGCAGAGGCAGAGCCGGCACGCCGCCCCCCCCCCCCCGGACCUCAUUGCCUUUUUCCUUUGCUUGGCCCCCAUACAGCCAGCCGUGGCCUCCCCGGCUCCCUGCUGAGGCCCGACAGGGACGGCAGGCCCGGCCUAGCCUCUGCUGGGCUCUCCAUCUCGGAGGGAAGGGAGGCCCUCCUGGCAGUGCUGCUGGGGCUCUGGGGACACGGCCUCCGCCUGCCUCCACCUCCCGCCCCCUGCCCAGCGGGCCCGCCGGCUAUUUGCUUCGGCCUCGGGCGGACAGUGGUACAGAGUUCAGGCUUCCCCGGCCGUGCCCAGCUCCCCUCUGGGGUUGGAAAAGGGGGGCCCGGCGGGGCCUUGUGGAAACAACUGGCCAGGCUGGCUGAGGCCUGCUGAAAGCCCCCCCACACACACCCCCCGGCUAGUGGCCGCAGCGUUCCUCGGCUGCCAGUUCUUGUGGGCCUUCCGGAGAUGAUGGCGCCCUGCUCGCUGCGGGCAUUCCGAAUUUCCUGGGCUUUUCCUACUGGCCCAGCCCGUCUGCCAGUCUCUGGGAAGAGGCCUGAGUUCGAGGUCCUCUCGUCUCUGGACACUCGGGUAACCGCCCGGCUGGGCAUGCCGGGAAGAGGGGGGCCUGGGGGCUCUGUUCACGCGGCACCUGCGGCCGUCGGCUCUGCCCAGUUUCCCCCUAAACUCGAGGCCACGAGCUUGACUCCUGCCCCUUCCCUUCCCCGGCAAAGGAGCCAGAGGAGGUGACUGCGGCCUCUGCUCCUGGACAUCCUUCAGCAUAGACGGCCCCUUCCUCGGGGCUGGCUCGGGGGGGAUGGACGGAAGGACGCCUGGAGUGAUCUGGGGAAGAAGGAAGGAGAGGCCGGACGCCCUCCGACACCCCUGGAGGGGCCCCUGGCCCAGGCCGCCCAAACCAUCUGGAGCCCUCCAGGGGGGCCGGCAGGAAAGGCCCCCGCUGGGGCCGGAGCCUAGUUUCCGGCGGCCCC